AUGGAGGAGAUUCUAUGGCUGCGUAUCUUCAAGACCAUCGUGGGUAUUGUCGGCAUCUUGGGCAACAGUCUCGUCUGUCUUGUUAUCGGUAAAGUCUCAUCGAUGCAGACUCGCACCAACGCCUUCAUCUUCCACCAAGCUGUGGUGGAUCUUCUUGGUUCAUUAAUGAUUCUUCUGCAGAGCGAGGCCCCGCUACCCGACCCCAUGCCCAACAACGUCUUUGGGUGGGUAGUGUGUCACGUCUGGUACUCUAACUUUGCAUCCUUCCUCAUGUUUGUCAUAUCAACGUACAAUCUGUUGUCGUUGACUAUGGAGCGCUACUUCGCCAUCGUUCACCCAUUUAAGUACCAAGCAGCCUUCGCCAACCACCCAAGACUGAAAGUUGGUGUGGUCAUUGCGGCAUGUUGGAUCUUUGUAACCGUUACUAACUCUUUCGCCCUUACCAUCUUCAAGGUGCAAGACGGUAAGUGCGUGUCGAAUGCCGUGUACUGGUCCAAAGUCAUGGGUUGUUUGUCAGUCGUUCUGCUGUAUAUCGUGCCAGUGUCAGUGAUGCUGUUUGCGUAUAUUCGCAUCAGUGUGGAGCUCAAGAGAGGAGCGGCCCGGGUUGGACCGGCACCGGCCAACGUAGUUCCAGCUGCCGGAGCAUCUACCACGGAUGGCAACGCCCAACCAGAAGGUAUGAUGGAGUCCCUACUCCGAGCUAGACGUAAUACCUUCAAGAUGCUCUUGGUCGUCUUCAUCACCUUCCUGGUGUGCUGGACACCAAACCAGUCCAUCUAUCUCUUGUUCAAUCUGGGCUGGAAGCUCAACUUCGACGAGUGGUACUAUCUGCUCUCUGUAGCGAUGGUGGCCGCUAAUUGCUGCGUCAAUCCGGUCAUCUACGCCUUCAAGUAUCGCCAAUUCCGCAAGGGGCUGCGCGAGGUAUUUUGCAGACGUCUCAUGCACCUUGAGGAAGCGUCGACUUCUGGAACUCGUACGCAAACAACGUGA
Messenger RNA from Patiria miniata (bat star), 990 nucleotides. RefSeq names its product kappa-type opioid receptor-like. Gene Ontology annotation, biological process: G protein-coupled receptor signaling pathway. Bases 1 to 990 code for a protein of 329 amino acids. The transcript has a single exon. Gene Ontology annotation, molecular function: G protein-coupled receptor activity. Lineage: Eukaryota; Metazoa; Echinodermata; Asteroidea; Valvatida; Asterinidae. The record is from RefSeq and is a predicted model, not a curated record. Gene Ontology annotation, cellular component: membrane.